Penaeus indicus is the source of this 312-nucleotide messenger RNA. Its product is annotated as serine/threonine-protein kinase fray2-like. The annotation marks the transcript as partial. Lineage: Eukaryota; Metazoa; Arthropoda; Malacostraca; Decapoda; Penaeidae. The record is from RefSeq and is a predicted model, not a curated record. The transcript has 2 exons.
GAUAGAGGCAGAGACAGAGACAGAGGCAGAGAUAGAGAUAGAGACAGCGACAGAAGAGACAGAGACAGAAACAGAGAUAGAGACAGAAACAGAGAUAGAGACAGAAACAGAGACAGAGACAGAAACAGAGAUAGAGACAGAGACAGAGACAGAAACAGAAACAGAAACAGAGACAGAGACAGAAACAGAGAUAGAGACAGAGAUAGAGACAGAAACAGAGACAGAGACAGAAACAGAAACAGAGACAGAGACAGAAACAGAAACAGAGACAGAGAUAGAGACAGAAACAGAGACAGACAUAGAGACAGAAAC